Molecule: messenger RNA, 3993 nt
Organism: Saccharomyces paradoxus
Lineage: Eukaryota; Fungi; Ascomycota; Saccharomycetes; Saccharomycetales; Saccharomycetaceae
Gene: SSK22
Product: mitogen-activated protein kinase kinase kinase SSK22
Exons: 1
Coding region: 1-3993 (1330 amino acids)
Biological process (GO): stress-activated MAPK cascade; protein phosphorylation
Cellular component (GO): cytoplasm
Molecular function (GO): ATP binding; MAP kinase kinase kinase activity
Source: RefSeq, a predicted model, not a curated record
AUGGAUGUAUCGAAUACGCAGCAACACCAAGUAGCUGAAGACGGUAGAGUUUUGGCAUCUUCUCAUACAAUCUCAAGCACGCUCAUGAAGAGACUAUCAAGCCAUUCUAGCCACAAACCAUCACGAUCUGACCUGCAAGCAUUCGGUAGCUCGGAAACAAUAGACGACAGUUCCUGCCAGCGGAUCUUUAAGAACCGAUACGUUUUCAAUGAAUCGCUGUAUCUGAAGAAGCUAAAAAAGACCGCUUUGGAUGACUAUUAUACGAGAGGCAUAAUGCCCACUACCCGUUACGAGGAAGACGGUGGUGAUGAUGAAUUUAUUCGGCUGCCGAACGGUGACAGGAUUGACGAAGAUUUGGACUCAGGUGUCAGCUUUUUUUCCGCUACGUCUUAUUGCAGGAAAAUGAGGUUGGAUGGUGAAGAACUAGCUCAAGACGAAACUGUGAUUGAACGGUUUAAAUGGCAGUCGAUGCUGGCCAGAGUGUUAAAGGGGGAUAUUGUUAAGAGCGAAAAGACUAGGAUUGCUAACCAAGUCAAGAAACCAGGGUUGAAUACGGAGCUCUCAGAUGAGAUAUGGCUCGAAUUGAAAGCAUGGCUCAACGGGAAGACCGGGCAAGAGAUGGAACAGUCACUAACAUAUCUAAGAGGCAAUUCAGAUUCUCUAUUUGAAGAGAUAAUGGAAUUUCGUAUCCCGCAAGGCAAGACGUUAAGCCUAGAUGCACUGGCAGCCAUCUUACAAGACCUCAUGAACAGGUACCACAGCGUUGUCUCGUAUUGGCCUAACUUGAAUAAAAUGCAUAGGGACAAGCCAGUUACUAAAACUGCAGAAUUCACCGCUAGAACAGACGUAAUGAAUUCAUGGCUGAAUUUUAAAACGAACUUAACUUUGAAGAGGAAAGAAUUGGACGACUGGAUAAACCGUUUCUCACCGACAAGUAGCCCUGAUAACUUCCAAGAGGAUUUCAAUGGUGUACCAGAAUGGAAUUAUAAACUGAAGAGUCUGGCAGAACAAUUGGUGAAGGAGAAGAACAUCGAAUCUAUAUUCCAAAAAAAAAUCUUCUAUCCGUUAUCGCCUUGGAUGUUCAAGCUGAAACUGCAUUUUAUAGUAUACGGAGAAACAUUGAAAAAAAUGAAUAUGAUGUAUCCUUAUGAAAGAUUGAAAUCCCUAUUGACAUUCCCCGGUUACUUGAUUAAAGAAGUUAUUCUGACUAGAUUGUCAUAUGCACAAAAGCUCAAAAAUCCGACAAUGAUGAUGAUCGAUCAGAUGGUCGAUGAUUUCAACACUUUUAUUCGACUUUCUGUCCAACUGAAAUAUACAUUGACUCAAUAUUGCUCUAACUUGCCCUUUGAUGUGGAUUUUGACCCGACGUUCGAAAACACUGUUAUAGAAGCCAUUCGGUAUUUAUUUUUUCUACUGAAUUUGAAAUUAGUUGACUCCAGUAUACAAAACUUUAAAGCACCUGAUUUACUCUUGAAAUAUUGGGAACAAUUGAAGAACAUCGGCCACUACAUUAACGGUGCAGAAGCUGUGAUUCCAAAUGAGUUUCUAAAGUUGACCUUGAGGUUGGUACAUAAAUUGCAAUUUUACCUUUCGGAACAGCAAAACUCUCCGCCAACAUUUAUUGAUGCUUCAGAAGCAGAGAAAUGGCUAAGUUCCAUUUUCGAAAAUUUGGGUGCCAUGAAAAGAAAAUUAAACAGGUUCAGUAAUAUUCUGACGAAGGCAUUUCAAAAUUCUGCUGUUUAUCACAUUAACCAUAAUCUACGACUUGUGAAAAAAUUGAAAGAUGCUGGCUAUUUUUUAGUAUAUCCCGGUGAUAAUUUGGAGUCUGAUGGUGUCUAUCUGUUGGCUGCUCCUGAAUUAUUAGGUUGUGGCAACGACACGAUCUUGAGAAUUUUGAAAAAUAAAUCCAUUGGCUGUGAUUUGAUCCCCAAACUUGAUAUUGGUAAUAAUUUGAAUAUGUAUGAUGUAACUACACAGGAGGCAGGUUCAAACAUUCUAGUAUCAAAGGAGGAGGAUCCCAAAGGAAUUCCUUACUACCGAGUAGUAGCAAAUUCGUCAAAUGAUUUGGAUAGGCGUGUUCAUCAGUCCAAAAGAGAGAAAUCUUCAACAGCCCCUUAUGAUCAGCGCCUUGAUGAGGAGAACAGUGAAGUUCUUGAAUUGGAGCUCGCUUUGAGCUCGUUGGGUGUGCUAGUUGUAUUAUUUCCUGGAGAGCCAGUAGUUUGGGAGGGACCGGUAUAUAAGCUUUCUGAUGACGGUAUUUUUACUUCUAACGAAAUCAAUUUGAAAAAAAUCGGUAAUCCAAAUACCUUGGUUUUACUCAAUCAAGGUUCUAAUUAUGCACUGACUUAUCAAGUCGACAAGUUCAACCAAACCGUAGGUGAUUCCGUCUCAGUCAUAGAGAAACGCUGCUCACUCAAUUCAAUCGAAUCCUCUUUACAAAGAAUCAAUAAAGCAUACUACAAACUUGCUUAUACAGUUUUGAAUAACUACAAGGGAAUUUUAGGUAGCUUUAUGAAGCAAUGUCCGGGGAGUGAGUUAUUAAAUUCGAUAUUUAUGUUUGGAAGGGAUUUUGGAAGAAGUUUCCUUAAAUAUAAUGUCUUUAGCUCAAAGAGGAAAUAUGUUAUUAUCCUGCUAAUGGUUAAAUUAAGUAUGAAUUGGCUGAAAUUCCUCGUUGAAGAUUGUGACCCUACUGAUCAGCGAACUUUUAGAUGGUGCGUUCUAGCAAUGGAGUUUGCCAUGCAAAUGACUAGUGGUUAUAAUAUUUUGGCAUUGGAUGAGAAGCAAUUUCAGGAACUGAAGGAAAGAAUAUCUGUAUGUAUGUCUUUACUAAUCUCACAUUUCGAUGUCAUGGGUGCACGAGCUACUGAAGCUGAAAAAGGUAUACAACAGGCAAGGUUGAAUAUUGAUAUUGAAGAGAAUAUUGAUGAAGAGGCCACUUUAGAAAUAAACAGUAGACUGAGACUGGAAGCUAUCAAGGGUUUGGAAAAGACUACGAAGAAGAAUCCCAGGCAAAUGGGAAAGGUAUUGGAUGCUACAGAUCAAGGAAACAAAUAUUUACUAUCACUAGCAUCUUCGCUAUCGAAUGUCUCAAUGAGGUGGCAAAAAAGAAGCUUCAUUGGUGGUGGUACAUUUGGGCAGGUAUACUCAGCAAUUAAUUUGGAGAACGGUGAAAUUUUAGCCGUUAAGGAAAUAAAGAUACAUGAUACCACAACAAUGAAGAAGAUUUUUCCCCUGAUUAAAGAAGAGAUGACUGUACUAGAAAUGUUAAACCAUCCUAAUAUUGUUCAGUACUAUGGUGUCGAAGUUCAUCGUGAUAAAGUUAACAUCUUCAUGGAAUACUGUGAGGGUGGCUCUUUGGCCUGCUUAUUGGACCAUGGAAGGAUUGAAGAUGAAAUGGUCACUCAAGUAUACACGUUCGAACUAUUAGAAGGUCUGGCGUAUUUGCACCAAUCUGGCGUGGUUCAUCGCGAUAUUAAACCGGAAAAUAUCUUACUAGAUUUCAAUGGGGUCAUAAAAUACGUGGAUUUUGGUACGGCACGUACUGUUGUAGAGUCAAGUACUAGAACCCUGCAGAAUGCAGCCAUUCAAGAUUUUGAAGCCGAAACAAAUUCCAUCAACGACAUGAUGGGGACGCCGAUGUAUAUGGCCCCAGAGGCUAUUUCAGGCUCUGUAGUUAAGGGCAAACUUGGCGCAGACGACGUAUGGGCAUUGGGAUGUGUUGUGCUGGAAAUGGCCACAGGGAGACGACCCUGGUCCAAUCUGGAUAAUGAAUGGGCCAUCAUGUACCACGUUGCUGCAGGCUGUAUACCUCAACUACCCAAUCGGGACGAAAUGACAGCAGCGGGAAGAGCCUUUUUAGAAAGGUGUUUAGUUCAAGAUCCCACUAGGAGGGCUACUGCAAUGGAACUACUAACAGACCCUUGGAUGAUGCAAAUUCGUGAAAUAGCAUUUGGCAACUCAGAAAAAGAUCAAAUACCCACCCUAGGCUCAUAG